CUCCUGCAAGCAGACCCUCUCCUCUCUCUAAUUCUGCUGCCAGCAAGAACUCUAACUGCCUGUUUCACCUACCUAUCGUCAGUCUCACCCAUCAUUGGCACUUCAGUUUUUGAACGGACACAGUAUGGAUACCCAUUACCCAAGGGAGGAGGAUACCAUCCUGAAAGGACCCAAGAAAACAGAUUCCCCCAGUACUGUUAUUACAAUGGGAGCUCCAGCACCAAUUAAGGAUCACUUGAUCUGGUCCCUGUGUAACACGCUGUACCUGAACCUCUUCUGCCUGGGAUUCAUUGCACUGAUCUACUCUAUCAAGGUACGAGAUCAGAAGGUGCAAGGAAACGAGCAGGCAGCACGGCGAUACGCUAAGAAGGCGCACUGCUAUAACAUGCUGGCCACGGUGUGGAAUGUCACCAUCCCUGUGUUGCUCUUGGUGACACUGGUCAUCGGCAUUGUGCACCUAUCACAAGUGGUGAAUGGCAUAAUAGACUUCUUUGGGCUGCGAGGCAGCAGUGACGAUGACGAGAAGUAAAGCCGAUACGAGCAUACGAUCCCCACUACCUGUGUACAGGAAAUGGAGUGGAAGCCAUUUUGUUCUGAACAUCAGACUGACAAAACUAAAAUAAAGCUGGUUUAGUAGCACUCAGACUCCCAGCUAGUUAGUUAGUUAACCCAAAAAACAUUUAUUUAAAAAGUGGGAUAGUGUAUAUACCAUUCAUAGUAUUAACCCCAAAGGCCACCUGUUAAGCCUGGGGCCCCAAGCUAAUGCCCUGCUGUAAAAAUGGCCCUGACCAAAUACCAGUAAAACGUUAUUUAAUUUACAGUAUUUUUAUGGACACUGGUCUGUUAUCUGAUUAAAGUAUACUUUCUAUUGCUUCUUUUGUUCCUUGGUGCCAUGCAUGCCAUACAACUAUGAUCCCUUUGCUUUGGCCUGGCUGUACCACAAUACCAAACAUCUAGCCCUGCUGUCCACAACAAUAUUUGUUUUUUGGUCAGGGUCAGAUUGGGCUAGUGGGAAACCGAGGGCUCGACCCUCAUAGGCUAACCCAGGCUGGCAGUGGGUGACUGGGUGGGAAGCAGGGGCCCCUGAGGGGGUGUGGGGGCCCCUGAGCUAGUACACCUAAGUCCAACGUGGUUGAAUGGGCCAUGAAGUUCCCCAGUAUUGCCCAGGGCCAGUAAGUGCUUGUUACUCUGAGGAAGUGGUGUAAAUAGCUGUGUAUAAGUAGAUACACCCAUUCAGUUACUGGGUAUUGUUUGCAUGUACUCAGAGACUUUUAUUAAAAAUAACAUUAGAUGGA
Xenopus tropicalis (tropical clawed frog) is the source of this 1295-nucleotide messenger RNA. RefSeq names its product interferon induced transmembrane protein 5 (gene ifitm5). The transcript has 3 exons. The coding region runs from base 125 to 529 and encodes 134 amino acids. NCBI's taxonomy places the organism in Eukaryota, Metazoa, Chordata, Amphibia, Anura, Pipidae. Gene Ontology annotation, cellular component: membrane. The record is from RefSeq and is a predicted model, not a curated record.